CGUGUUAGGCUGGGCCAGUGCAGGCAGGCAGAGAGGAGACACCCAGUGCUAGCUCCAACAAGUCAGGAUGCACACACACUCGCUCACACACACACAUUCACUCACACACACACACACACCGUCACAGCGUGUGACUCUGGACCACGCUUCAGGCUGACUGUGUUUCUUCUGGCAGCUUCACUCCUUCUCUUUUGUACGCUACUGGUCCCGGGCAGCACAGGAAUCUUUGCCUUCUUUCUCAUGUUCCCACUCUGGUCCUCCUAGGCCUUUCACUCUCCUCUUUUCCAACUUUGGACACGCAGCCAAAGCAAAACAAAUAUGGAAACUUAGCGGGACCUCAUUCCCCUAAUGCACGUCUCCUGGGACCCCACAAGAAAGGUCGACGCUCCGGCAACUCUUGUUUUCCCUUUCGCUCGCUCUCCCAAACUUCUCUCAUCGACUCACGCAAGAAGGAAAAGGUCCAUUUCCUCGCCGGGAUUGGGAAGAGCAAGUUCUCAAAAAAGUGCUGAGCAGCUUCUUGGAGUUCAUGGCAACCAACAUGUGAAGAUCAAAUGAUCUUCAACCGAAGCUUGGGUAGCAAAUGGCUGAGACUUGUUCAGGAAGUUCUCCUCACUGCAAUUGUUGACUGCAAUCAGCGUGACCUCUCUGUGGAGCUGGAAGCUGGAGUGUAACUCUCCGCAGUGAAGCCUUGAGAAUACAAGAAGUUCUCACCCGUGUUUUCUGGAUUACGAGGUUGAAGAUCAGGAUACAGGACUUGGAGAACCGGAGGCCUUGCUAAGAUUUAUUUAUUGAUCAAUUCAUUCAGCCGAAGAACUGAACUUUCUCUCUGCUGCUGAGCAGGUCGUCUGACUGACUGCGGACUGCAUACCUGACCAAAGCUUCUCAGCCAAGUUUCUUCUUGGCCACCCUUUCAAGCUCUUGAGUUACUGAUGAUUUUUACUUCCUGCAAAAUGUGCCUUUAUCACUCGAAACUUGUAAGGCGAGUGCUGCUCCAGGCUUUGCGAUAAAACGGCUGUGGUCUUCUCCACUGCGAUCUCCACUGAAAUCAUGCACAAAGAUCACCGCUUGCCCCGGAAGAGUUCGUUGUUCAACUUUGGUUCAGGUCGGAGAAGGCACUCCUGCAUUGGUUUCGAUGUGGAGAAUGGCCUGUCAGCAGGACGUGCGCUGGACCCUCAGGUCAGUCCCAGCUCUGGCCUGGUCCUGCAGGCUACUUUUCCUCACAGCCAGCGGCGCGAGUCCUUCUUGUACCGCUCCGACUCGGACUUCGACCUUUCGCCCAAGGCGAUGUCCAGAAAUUCCUCCACUGCCAGCGAGCUGGAAGAGGGCUUGAAACAGUGGGAAGUCAGUUGCCUGCCUCGACAUGGAGAAGACAUGAUUGUAACACCAUUUGCACAGGUUCUUGCCAGUCUGCGGACAGUACGGAGCAACUUUGCAGCUUUAACUCAUCUGCAGGAUCGGGGCGGCUGCAAGCGGCCGACGGGCAGCAAUCCUCCCUCCAUGUGCAAGCCAAGCUUACCAGAUGACACAUAUCCGAAAUUGGCCAUUGAGACACUGGAGGAGCUGGACUGGUGUCUGGACCAGCUGGAGACCCUGCAGACGCGUCACUCAGUCAGUGAGAUGGCCUCUAACAAGUUUAAAAGGAUGCUGAACCGAGAGCUGACGCAGCUGUCAGAGACGAGCCGCUCAGGAAACCAAGUGUCAGAGUUUAUAGCAAGCACAUUUUUAGAGAAACAGCACGAUGUGGAGAUCCUGUCUCCACCACCGAAGGAGAAGGAGAAGAAGCGGCGGCCCAUGUCUCAGAUCAGUGGUGUGAAGAAACUGACUCAUAGUCCCAGUCUGGCCCCCACCUGCAUCCCUCGCUUCGGGGUCAGCACUGAGCACGAGAGCCUGCUGGCCAAGGAGGUUGAAGACAUUAAUCGAUGGGGCUUAGAUAUCUUCAAAAUAGCACAGCAUUCAGGGAAUCGCCCACUGACGGUGAUUAUGUACAGCAUUUUUCAGGAACGAGACCUGCUGAAGUCCUUCAAGAUCCCAACAGACACUUUCAUCACCUUCAUGAUGACUCUAGAGGACCACUACCAUGCUGAUGUUGCCUACCACAAUAACAUCCAUGCUGCUGAUGUAGUGCAGUCCACGCAUGUGCUGCUCUCCUCACCUGCUCUAGAGGCCGUCUUCACUGACCUCGAAAUUAUGGCUGCUCUGUUUGCUAGUGCCAUUCAUGAUGUUGAUCACCCUGGAGUGUCCAACCAGUUCCUCAUAAACACCAACUCUGAGUUGGCGCUGAUGUACAACGAUGCAUCUGUGUUGGAGAACCAUCACCUGGCUGUGGGUUUCAAAUUACUACAGGAGGAGAACUGUGACAUCUUCCAGAACCUGAGCAAGAAGCAGCGACAGUCGUUGCGCAAGAUGGUUAUCGACAUGGUGUUGGCCACAGAUAUGUCCAAGCACAUGAAUUUCCUGGCAGACCUCAAGACCAUGGUGGAGACCAAGAAAGUGACCAGUCUUGGGGUGUUGUUGCUGGACAACUACUCAGAUAGAAUACAGGUUCUCCAGAACAUGGUCCACUGCGCUGACCUGAGCAACCCCACCAAGCCUCUGGAGAUCUACCGGCAGUGGACUGACCGAAUCAUGGUGGAAUAUUUCACGCAGGGUGACCGAGAGCGAGACAGAGGCAUGGAGAUCAGUCCAAUGUGUGACAAGCACACUGCCUCAGUGGAGAAAUCUCAGGUGGGCUUCAUUGACUACAUUGUGCAUCCUCUGUGGGAGACGUGGGCUGACCUGGUCCACCCCGAUGCUCAGGACAUUCUGGACACACUGGAGGACAACAGAGAAUGGUACCAGAGCAUGAUCCCCCACAGCCCCUCCCCCACGCCUGAGGAGCAGGACUCGCAGGGCGGCGGCAGUGGCUCUCUGGGAGCUGGAGGAGCCGGAGGAGAAAAGUUCCAGUUCGAGCUGACGCUGGAGGAGGAAGGCGAGUCGGAUGCUGAAAGCCCUCCAGCAGCGGAAAGCUCCAGGAACCCAACGGACAGCCUUAAUCGAGCCCCAUCGCCUCACCCCAGCCAAACUCUCGGCCUAGCCGCCAUGUCUGUGCGGAGCCCGAGCCAUAGGACGUUAUCUCCCGACACAGCGGACAGGGACAGCAGCAGAGAACGCGAUUAAGAGACUCCAACCAGGCACGUAGCAUGGCCUGAAACCAGCACUGCUGUCCUCCUAAUUACGUGUCUCCAGAAAAAUGACACGCUCUGAAUCUGUGACGGCCCGAAUGUGGCUGUAGCCACCUCCUCCUAGUGAACAACUCACACAAUACAACACCAGAGACAACUCCUCGUUUCACUUUCUCCUCGUCAACUAGUUAGACGCUUUCUUUUCAAGCCAAAAAAGCCUUUUUAGUCCUGGUUUCUUAUGACGCAUUCAUGUCUAGACUAGGGCGUCCUGUAAAAAAAACCCGACUUGACCAUGCUGUGACUGAGAGACUGCUGACCGAUGUUAAGAUGAACCAGCCUCUUUGUGGUCUACUGACAAAAGCAAGGAGUCCCUCUGAGAAAGAGUCUUCCUUCAAACGAUGCACACAGCGUCUGUAGAGGAAAGUGCUUGUGGUAUUUGUGGUAACCUUACAGGGUCUAGGAUCUUUUGCACCGUACGGUUAGUUUAGGAAUAUAAGAUAUUCAUUUACCUUGUGAAUAAUUCAUUUAGCACUCAUUUGUAUUUUUUCGAUACUUUUUAGCCGCUUGGAAGUGAUCCGAUGAAUGAGCAGUGACAGUCAUACCAAAUAAGAAAUUGAGAAGAGACAAAAUUAUGACACUAAUAACCUCAGGAUAUAUGAAUAAUGAUUUCAUUUUUAAUGUAGCAGGGUACCCCUGUAUGUUACCCAAUGUGAUUUUACUGUCGUAAAAACGUUUUUAAAAAAAUUACACGUAGGACUUUGCAUAGUAAAUUGGACACAUUUUUAUGUAUGAGCGCUUAAAUGUCUUUGGCUUUGUUAAGUGAAUGGGGAUGGUAAAUAGAGCCACUGCAUUAGAUGGUACAAAAAUCAUGCCAGGAGAGCUGCUUGAGCUAUUUAAUUUUAUUUAUUUAUUUAUUUAUUUUAAGGCGAAAAUGUUCAUGGCAUGUAAAGCAGAUCGCAUUUUUUUUUUACAUUUUAUUUGACUCAGAUUUUUAGAAUUGUGAGUAGUAGUAAUAGUUUAGUUAAUAAUUGAGUUAUAGUAAUGUAAUUCCUGGGUGGCCUGGUGGUGUAACAGAGUUGGGGGUUCUGGGUGUUCCUGCCUUUCACCCAGUGGUUCCGGUAAGGCUACUGAACCCACAACUACCAUGACCACGAGCAAAACAGAUUAAAUAGAACAUUCAUAAAUGAAUAAACAGCGUAACAGCAUAUUAGUUUCACUUAUGUUUCACUAUGUCACUGAUUAACACGGAUAUGGAUAUCACUAUCGUUUGAAAUGGCUAAUCCCAUUAAAACAACGGUUCUUUUGUUUCUUUUUUGCAUCAAGAGCAGAUUUGCCAGUGGACCACUAUAUCUAAAGCCUGUGAAAAUAUGAUCUACUGUCUAACAGAACAGAGCAGAGUUCUGUGGACUAAUGAAAUGGCCAGUACUGGUGCACAGACGUACAUUUAUGAUUUAUGUUUGCAUACAAUGAAUAUUUUCACCACAGUUUCCUCUGAUAUGAUUUUGGUGCUCUCUGAUGCAGUGACUCAUACAGGACUGUGAGUGGGGUUAGAAACUCCAUUGAGUUCUCUAUGGAGAUCUCUCCGUGACCCAUUUUACACCUAAAGAAUCUGCCAGUGAUAAUUGUUUGUGUAUAGCUGGGGUGAAUAUCCAGGGGUACCAGUUUGUGUCAUUUUCUCAACUUAAAACACCACUUACACUCAUGUUUGUACGGUUUGUUUUAUUGUUUUACCUAAUGUCCAGUUUUGCAGUUCUAAUCAGAUCGGAUGAUUUAGAUAAAGGUGCGUCAAAGGGUUCUUUCAAAAAACAAAGAAUCAUAUUUGGUUGCAAAGGAGUUUUAAGAGUGUUGAGGACCUUUGUUUGCUCAAUAAUCACUGUUCUUUUCUGAAUUGUUCACUUUUUAUAAAAUCAAAAGUGGUUUAUUGGGGGCUUCACGUGGCUUAGCGGACCAUCAGAAGCCUGAAGUCUGAGACAGCACAAAUGGCUAUGCUAUCUUUUUGUGGGUGGAUAGUGUUCUCUUUCCACAUCACCAACAUUGUGAUGCUGGUCAGCACAGGCAUCUGUUGGCUGUUGUAUCAGAGCUAGGAAUCUGAUGCUUUCCUUAGAGUGCGUUGGCUACCAAUUAAAAUUUGGUUCAUACUAAGUGGGUGGGUUAAUUGGCUCAGCUAAAAUGGAAAGAAAUUGGGUUUAAAACAGUUUUUUUUUCUAUGGCAUCACCCAAAGAACCCUUUGUAGCACCCUUAUGUAUUUUAUUAUCAGGAGUGUGCACUGAAUCUGAUUCAGAUGUGUCCAUCCAGACGCAUGCCAUCACACACUGUCUGUUGUGUUUUUGUUAGUAGUACUGUUAUUUUUGUAACAGUAGCUGUUUCAAGGUAAUAUAUUUUAUUCCUGUGGAAAUGACAGUACAUUCAACGCAUCACUUACACUGCCUCGACUGAGUGUUGGCCUCGGUUAAGUGUUGUCAGAUAGUGGCUUAUGAUUUGAUCUCACCAGUUUGUUUGUUUUGCUUUGUUUUUUAUAUGUAAUCUAGGACUACUCUAGGCAUCUGAACCACAGAUUAUUACAGUGCUUUUAAAGGGCUAGAGACAAACCAGGAUGUAAGAAACAGGACUGAAUGACUCUCUCCCUGCUGUCUGGUAAUAUCUAUACUUUUACACCAGGUUACCAGGUUAGUUAUUUUUUCAGCACACACACAUGUAAGAAUUUUGUCUUUUAACAUAUUUAAAUAGAAUAGAAAGAUUUGGUCUUCCCUUGAGCAAUAUUGAGAGAUUAGGUAAAGACUAAGGUUUCGUGGAAAGCACCUAGACAGAAAACAAGAACUCCUGAAACAAUGUGCUUUGACCUUAAUUGACGUUAAGUCAAAUACAAAAAUGCAUAUAAAGAUAUUUUAAUAUUUUUAGAGACUUCUUCACCGAUCUUGUGGUCUGCUCUUUGACAUUUUGAUUAGUAUUAAACUAUUUACCAAUCAGAUUGGAAAAUCUGCUCUUUUAACAAAUAACAUUAUAUUAUCCAUCUCUUUUUUAUUCUUAUUUUUUUUUAUUAAAAUACCUAAAAUUGCUUUAUUUUAUCUGAUUUUUAUUUCUUCAUUCAUGAAAAGCCCUUUAAAAAAACAGGGCUCCAACAGGGUCCAGCAGACUAAGGUGCUGCCACUAUGGUUCGAAUCCCUUGACAUGCUGCUUGACAUCAGCAGCCAGAGUCUGAGAGAGCACAAUUGGCCUUGCUCUUUCUCUCCCCACAUCCACAUAACUUCCAAGGUAAUGUUUGUCAGCACAAGGCGUCUGUUAGCAGAUGUAUCAGAGCUGGGGAUCUGGUGCUUUCCUCUAAAUGCACUAGAUACUAGUUACAAUACUAAAGAAAAUAACUGAUUAUCACAAUAGGAAGAAAUGGUUGGUAAAUGGAUAUUUGUUAGAAGAUUGUUCAGUUGUAUGUCCUUCAUCUCUCAGUAUUGUUCAAAUGAAUGUCAAAAAAUGGGGGGAAAAGACAUAAUUAAUUGGGGUGUCCUAAUUUUUUCACAUGACUGUGUCACAUGGGAAUUUCUGGCAAAUUGUGCAUAGAUGUGAGUAAAUAACUGUGUGUGGCUUCCUGCUCAGUGAUUCUGGAUCUACCACAACUCUGACCAGUAGAUAGAGACAAGAAGCUAAAUUAAUUAAUUAAUUAAUAAAUACAUACAUAAAUACGACACACAAAAUCUACACAUAACAGCAUAAAAAUCAUACUUUUUUUGUUAAUAACUAACACAUGGUUAUUACUGUUAUUUAAAAUGGUUACCACUUUUCUUUUCAUCAAUAAGAGCAGGAAGCCCUUUUGACUUUAAAUACAGGAAACACUAAACUCACUGUUUAAUCCAGAGCCUUUGCAAACUCAGCACACUACUGUCUUCACUCAGCUAAGACCUCCUUCAGCCUUAAAGCAGCACAGUGGGAGAGAGCUUCAGAGCCAGGGUUCAGAGGGCACAUAGGCUGCGCCGUUUCUCUAGUAUUUAUUUUUUUUUUUUUGCAAUGUCGCCUUUCUGUCUUUUUCAUCUUUACUGAUGUGCCAAGCGUGCUAUUUAUUCCCUGUGCUGAUAACGUCCAAACCAAGGCCUGUUCCUGUUCCAUUCAUUUGUCGAGGAAAUUGUGUCUUUUGAUCCGGGGAGCCCGAGUGCUCUCUUAGAUAAAGGUGUUUUUGCCACUCCUGUGCGUGUCCACGUGUACCUCUUCAUUUGCCACUUUUUAAAGCCAAAACCUCCAGAUUAAUUCAGGUUGCUCUCUAGAAACCAAUGUCAAUAAAAAAGGUUACUCUGA
Astyanax mexicanus (Mexican tetra) is the source of this 7443-nucleotide messenger RNA. RefSeq names its product cAMP-specific 3',5'-cyclic phosphodiesterase 4D. Bases 1048 to 3156 code for a protein of 702 amino acids. Gene Ontology annotation, molecular function: 3',5'-cyclic-AMP phosphodiesterase activity. The record is from RefSeq and is a predicted model, not a curated record. NCBI's taxonomy places the organism in Eukaryota, Metazoa, Chordata, Actinopteri, Characiformes, Acestrorhamphidae. The transcript has 16 exons. Gene Ontology annotation, biological process: signal transduction. Gene Ontology annotation, cellular component: nucleus; perinuclear region of cytoplasm; cytosol.